AUGCAAUUCGAGAAGCAACACCUGGCGCAGCAGCACUCUCCCUCCCAUUGCGCGCCCGCAGGCCACUCCAACACAUCGCGCUCCCAGCCCGCCCAUCACAAACACACACGCCGAGCUCUGCGUCCUUCGACGCCCUCUCAAUCGCCCUUUACUCCACCGCUCAGCGGCACCGCACCAAUCGCCCACACACACUCCGUGCCAGCAGCUAACUCGUCCGUCACGCAGUCUUCUCCCCGCCCCACCUCUCCCGUUAACUCGCCACCCGCGACGGGCUCCUCGACCGCGCGCCCCUCGUCGCCUAAGCCCCCCGGAGGCCCUGCCACGGCCAUCCGCCGCAAGGCCGCGGCCGACCGCGCCGACAAGGUCGCCAAUGCGCGCCCGAGCAGCACGCGCGCGGCUGGCGCGGGCGGCAGCAGCAGCACCAUGCUGAGGCUCUACACUGACGAGUCCCCCGGCCUCAAGGUCGAUCCCGUCGUCGUGCUCGUCCUCUCCGUCGGCUUCAUCAUCUCCGUCGUCGCGCUGCACGUCAUCGCCAAGCUCACCAAGAAGUUCUCCGCAUAA
Molecule: messenger RNA, 561 nt
Organism: Aplosporella prunicola CBS 121167
Lineage: Eukaryota; Fungi; Ascomycota; Dothideomycetes; Botryosphaeriales; Aplosporellaceae
Exons: 4
Coding region: 1-561 (186 amino acids)
Biological process (GO): intracellular protein transport
Cellular component (GO): Sec61 translocon complex
Source: RefSeq, a predicted model, not a curated record